This is a messenger RNA of Tympanuchus pallidicinctus (lesser prairie-chicken), 821 nucleotides long. RefSeq names its product HD domain containing 3 (gene HDDC3). Gene Ontology annotation, molecular function: guanosine-3',5'-bis(diphosphate) 3'-diphosphatase activity. Lineage: Eukaryota; Metazoa; Chordata; Aves; Galliformes; Phasianidae. The transcript is spliced from 3 exons. The record is from RefSeq and is a predicted model, not a curated record. Bases 1 to 711 code for a protein of 236 amino acids.
AUGGGUUCGGAUGCGGCGCGGUUGCUGGAGGCGGCGGACUUCGCGGCCUGGAAACACAGGGAGCAGCGGCGGAAGGACCCCGAGGGCACCCCCUACAUCAACCACCCCAUCGGUGCGCGGCCGCUCUCGUCCCGUUGCCCUUCUCGCGGUCCCUGCAGCGAGGCCCCGGUGCCGCUCCCGUCCGGUCAGCCCCCCUACGGUGGAGCGCGCGGCGCGGGGCCUCGACCCCCUCCCUCCCCACCCCUCCCGGUGUCUCCCGUUCCAGGCGUGGCGCGGAUCCUGUCACACGAGGCGGGGGUCACGGACGUUGUGGUGCUGCAGGCCGCGCUGCUGCACGACACGGUGGAGGACACGGACACCACGCUGCCCGAGAUCGAGGAGCGCUUCGGGCCCGAGGUGCGGCGCGUGGUGGAGGAGCUGACGGACGACAAAACGCUGCCGAAGGCGGAGCGGAAGCGGCUGCAGGUGGAGCGGGCGGCGGGCAGCAGCGCCCGGGCCAAGCUGGUGAAACUGGCGGACAAACUGCACAACCUGCGGGACCUGCAGCGCUGCGCGCCCAAAGGAUGGUCGGAGGAGCGCGUGCAGGAGUACUUCCGGUGGGCGGCGGAAGUGGUGGCCGGCCUGCGCGGGACGAGCCCGCCGCUGGAGGCGGCGCUGCAGCGGCUGCUGGAGGAGCGCGGCGUGGCGCCGGGGCCGGGAACGGGGCAAUAAAUGUGGCGGGUGCCACCUCGCAUCUCCUUCCUGAUUGCCUUGGUGCUUCCGGCGCGGCGUCACGUGACUCCCGGUGCUUCCGGCGCGCGAGGUCCCGUGGUGCGUGGGUU